Poecile atricapillus (Black-capped chickadee) is the source of this 1302-nucleotide messenger RNA. It is a transcript of the gene COL23A1, whose product is annotated as collagen type XXIII alpha 1 chain. The record is from RefSeq and is a predicted model, not a curated record. The transcript has 17 exons. Lineage: Eukaryota; Metazoa; Chordata; Aves; Passeriformes; Paridae. Bases 1 to 1302 code for a protein of 433 amino acids.
AUGGUACUGGCCCAGGGAUGCAGUGCAUGUGUUGUGGACACCCUGAGACCACCCCUUGCCAACACUGCUUCAUCUCACCAUGUCUGUGUGAACUUCUUCCAGGGUGAUCAAGGUCGAGAUGGAGCCACAGGCCCCCCUGGUCCACCAGGACCCCCAGGUGCCCGGGGGCCUCCUGGGGACACGGGAAAGGAUGGCCCACGAGGACCUCCAGGCCCCCCUGGUUUCAAAGGCGAGCCAGGAGAGGAUGGAGUGAUGGUCAGUAAUGCCCAGAAGCAUCUGUGUGUGUGCCCCUCACCCCCAUUGUACAUCACCCUUCAGCUCACUGCAGCAAGGAAACAACUGCAAGAGACUGGUGUAGAAGCCAUGCCCUUCCCUGUGUUCCCUCAGUUUCCCUCCCACACGAUCCUGGAGCUGGGCAUGGCUGUGCCUGCAGCCUGGCUUUCAUUUCCACAAGCAAGCCAGAAGCUGCAGCCACAUCUGCCCAAUAGACAAAGAAUGAAACAGCAAAUGCCAAGCAAAGCAGGUGAUGAUGGGAUCCCUGGGGAACCAGGACCUGUGGGCCCUAAGGGAGAAAAAGGAAGCGUGGGUCCCAAGGGAGAGAACGGCACAGAUGGCUUCCCAGGACUAAAGGGUGAACCUGGUGAGAAGGGAGGAAUUGGCUCCAUUGGACCCCGGGGUCCCCCUGGGCUGAAAGGGGAGCAGGGAGACACCGUCGUGAUCGACUACGACGGCCGAGUCCAGGAUGCACUCAAGGGUCCACCAGGUCCCCCAGGGCCACCGGGCCCCCAAGGCACUCCAGGUCCCAAGGGAGAGCUGGGCUUGCCAGGUCCACCUGGAAUGGAUGGUGAAAAGGGUCCCAAAGGAGCAAAGGGUGACCAGGGCAGCAUGGGGAUCAUGGGGCAGAAAGGAGAGACAGGAGAAAUGGGCUCAGCAGGUCCCCCGGGAGCAGAAGGGCCAAAAGGAGACAAAGGAGAAAAAGGAGACACUGGGUCACCAUGUCUGCAGAAUAAUCACGGUCCUCCAGGAAUCCAGGGGCCUAAAGGUCUCCCGGGUGCUCCAGGGCUCAUUGGCUUACCUGGUACCAAAGGAGAAAAGGGAAAGCCAGGGGAGCCAGGAUUGGAUGUGAGUAUGGAAAGCAUGAAUUAUUCACGGGUUUCCCUGGUCUCAGAGGAGAGAAAGGAGAGAGAAGUGAAAGAGGCGAGAAGGGUGAACGAGGAAUACCAGGGAGAAAAGGGGCCAAAGGACAGAAGGGGGAGCCAGGCCCUCCCGGACUGGAUCAGCCUUGUCCCGUGUGAACUCUAA